Molecule: messenger RNA, 1251 nt
Organism: Acaromyces ingoldii
Lineage: Eukaryota; Fungi; Basidiomycota; Exobasidiomycetes; Exobasidiales; Cryptobasidiaceae
Exons: 3
Coding region: 256-1188 (310 amino acids)
Biological process (GO): chromosome segregation
Cellular component (GO): Ndc80 complex
Source: RefSeq, a predicted model, not a curated record
GGCUGGAUGUUGAUAUGAGUCGGCCGGCCUGACGAGCUUGACAGAAAAGGAAAGGCCAACGAACGGUAGGAAAAAGUGACUGAUCACCUCUGGGCCGGAUUGCUUCACUGUUGGAAUAACUUUGUGCAACCCGGCAGAUGCCUUCCAACGCGUAGCAGCACGUGACACCAACACCCCGUCGGGAUCAACACUUGCCGCCAUCAACGCGUCGCUCUCUCCUCUUUUACAAUCGACCAUCAAAGCCGACCACCGACAAUGGCUAGCCGGAUCUCCCUCGCGACACCGGGAAAGCUUCACACGCCGGGACCGCUGUCUCGCUCGCUGCGUGCGUCCGUCUCGAGUCGGGCUGUGGCGGGUCCCUCGUCGCAACCGGCCGGCUUCGACUCGCACUGGCUGCUCCAGGAUGACUUCGAAGGCGGAGAUUCGGACCUGCCCGAUGCGCUUCGCUUCGACGCGCUCGGCACAGCUGUGCGGGACUUUGUCGAGCAUUUCACAGCGUUCAAGGAGGGCGUCGCGGUGACGGCAAAGGAGGCGUCGGAGAUGCAUGCGAGGAGGGUGGAGGAGCAGCGCAACGGUAUGGAGGACUUGCGACUGAGGACCGAGAAGCAAAAGGAGCUCGAAAAGGUUCUAAUUGAGUCAAUCGGAAGGGAAGAGGAGGAAGACAAGGCAGCUCGAGUCCAGGCACAACAGCUCCUCUCGCAGCGCAACUCUAUCACGCAUCGGAUCCAGGAAGCUCAAGCCGAGCUCGAGGCCUUGCAGGCGUCCUUGGAGAAGAAGCAGAGUGAGAAGCAAGACCGAGCUGCGCGGCUGCAGCGACAAAUCAGUCGCAACGGACCGGAGCUGGCCCUCUUUGGGCGCAUGCUCGGCUGUUACAUCAAGGCGGUGCCCGGCCAAGCAAAGCUUCUCGAGUUCAAAUUCAACCUCGUCAAUCCCGAUGACACUGCAGAGGAAGCUCGAUUUGUCCUGGAUGUCGACUCGAGAAAUUACAGGGUGACCGAAUGCGAACCAGCGCUGCCCGAGGCAAAGAUCGGUGGCCUCGUGGCCGAGCUCAAUGCCAGUCGGGCACUCUAUGUGUUCGUCAAGAAGAUGAGAGCGGCGAUCCGCGAGGAAGUCGAUCAUAUCCGGGCUGAUCGACGGUCAAGAAAGAGAAAGGAGCUCGCCAGUAGCACCUCCGAGGGGCGAACAUGAGAGAGAGAGAGGAGUACAAUCCAUCGUUUCCAGAAAUGCAUUGGAUGAAGCGAGAUACAUGGU